GAUGACGAGAUCAUUUUCCUUUGCGUCUCAUCGACGAAGGUGGGAGCAGAACGUGCCUCCGGAGGACACGACGCGAACGACCAGCCAGCCGACUUAGGCGUCGAUUUCGUCAGGAUCACGUCUACGUGAUUCCACGGUUCCGUCGGAAGCAUCACAGGCGGUAGCUGGGUAAGUAAGUAAGUAGGGAUAACGCGGCUGCGGAGAGUGGGAAACAAUUCGGGUCUUCGCGACUGCUGUGGGAGUCGCGCCGCUACUUCCGACGAAACAGCAUCUUAAGGGAUAACACACCUCGUUACUAUCGUCUAGCUUAGCAAGAAGACAGCCACCUAACCGAGAUGUCCAGGCCAAUACUCAGCAGGCCGCGUACGCGCAUUUACGGCAGCAACUACGACAAGGGCGAGUCCUAUUACAAGCCCAUGGUUGACCACCUAGAUCGGAAGUACAGCGGACGACCGUUGUUCCCGGAGCCGAGAAAUUCACUAGCCGACGAGAUCGCGGCCCGCCGUAGCGACAUCGGCACGCGCGACCUCUCCGGUCCCCGCACCGGCCGCGACCCUGACCUCGAACUCGACUCCCGUACCCGUGCCUCCCAACUACCACCCCUCACCGACCCUCUGCUACCCCCUGAAGACGAGGACACCGUCUACGAUAGCCGUGGUCAACGUACGCGUCGCAGGCUUGGCGACGAUUUCGCAGAGGACAUAGCGGCGACGACGCGUCGCUUCCGGGCUCGGGUAGCGGCGAUGGGACUUGAAGAGGAGCUCGAGGCCGCGACUUCCGCGAAUCAGGCGAAGAAGAGCGCCGCUGAUCUUCUGGAGAGCGCAGUGACCGCACGGAAAGGCGCUAGGACAGCGAUUGAAGAGGCCGAGAGCGGCUUCAAGAGACGCUCGAAGCUAUUCGACGAGAUAGAGCGCGCAGACGAGAGCAAGCCGGCGUUCACUAGGUGGUCCAAGCUGAUCAACGAGGAUGAAGACCUGGUGCCGACCAGCGCUGCCGCCAGUAGGGCUAAACAGACGAAGGCGCGCCUUCAUGACCUCGAGUCGGAGAUGGAGGAGCUCGCCGAGAGGCAAGCCAAGAGGGAACGCAGAGCGGCUGCUCUCAGGGCGCUGGUGAACGAGAGUGCGGCCGCAGCCGACGAUGUCGUUCAGCAGUCGACGAUCAGCAAGAAAGUGUCGGUGCGCAGCGUGCAGGGCACUGAACGCGCGGAGAAGCACGUCGCCUUCUAAACGGCCGGAGAAUUGGAACGGCAAGAUAGAUCAGAGUCUCGCCUUUCUGAUAAUCUUCACGACGGUGUCUUACAGCCGAUGCGUUGCAGUCGCGCUCGGAGAUUGAAGGCGAUUUCGUCCGGCUGUGAUUGCACUCAUGGUCCAAUAUCGCUUGACAAGGUCUCCUUGUUAACACAUAAGAGAUCGGUUACGAGACUUCGUGUUCUUUAAAGCUUGAAUGCGAAGGAUUGCUCACGAGAUUUCUCGUUUUUCUAAGCUCAAACGCAAACUACCGGUUUAGUUGCGAGUUCAGUCGUCUCCAUUAGUCGUUAUUGAGCUGUGUUAACACUUUGAACAACGAGAAAUCUCACUGACAGGUCUCUUCUUAUGCGUGGAGAAUAAAUUCGAAGUAAUCGCGAUGAAAUUAGUUAGAAAUCAGUCUGGCAGAUCACGGCCUGCAACACGAUGAUCAUGAGUCGGCACGCUGUAAGACACUGUUGUAUCUCGACAUAUAUGUCUAUAGAUUUCUUUUUCGACGUAUCAUGCGGCGACCACGUUUGCGUUUUUGGCAGCCGCGCAAUCGCAUCGUCGCUGGUUUGUCCUCGCGAAGGGAACAUACGGCCAGCUCCGUUGAAUAGUAUUGUGCUAAUAAUCCGACAUAAUCUCGACACUUGCGUGUCUACGACGUAGCGGGUAUGUAUGUUCGUUUCGCGUGAUUUUACAAAUAUGAAUGUAUCAGUAUGUUAAUGCGAGGAGCAUCAUUUGGGAAAUAUAUUCGAUCGGUCAUCCGAAGGUCAGAUUAUCCUCCACAAUCUUACUUUUCCAAGUGCAUAAUUGAAUCUUGUAAAUUUUACUGCAAUCUGAAUCACACGCUUUCAAUUGUCGUCGAAUCGAUUUUGCCGCAUGAAUGUCGCUUCAACUGCUCAAGAUCGAAUGCACUUCCGGAUGAUACACCUCGCAUCGUGAUAUAAUCUUCUGCUUUUCCGCUCCGCGAACGAGAUUCGUGGGAGUUUAAGUGUUGAUUGUUCCUAACGAACGAGAGUUACGUUCAGUCGCAGCGAAGAACACCGUCGCGCAGAAACGUGAACGCAAUGUUGUAAAUUAAGAAAAUACAAAAAUCGUGUUCUACCGUACCUACCCCGAGAACAUAUUACUAUUUUCAUUUCAAAGGUUUAUUUUUCAUUACUCGGGGACAAACUCUGUAACGCGUUAUCAAGCUGUGUUAGGCUGUUGAAAGAUAGCCUGAAUUCACAAAACUUUCGCCGAAUUCAUUCUGUCUACAUGUAUUCUUCCUUUCUUAUAUAUGAAUAAAUCUCGUUUGAAAU
Harpegnathos saltator (Jerdon's jumping ant) is the source of this 2530-nucleotide messenger RNA. RefSeq lists its product as uncharacterized. Lineage: Eukaryota; Metazoa; Arthropoda; Insecta; Hymenoptera; Formicidae. The transcript has 3 exons. The record is from RefSeq and is a predicted model, not a curated record. The coding region runs from base 336 to 1226 and encodes 296 amino acids.